Zasmidium cellare ATCC 36951 is the source of this 351-nucleotide messenger RNA. RefSeq lists its product as uncharacterized. NCBI's taxonomy places the organism in Eukaryota, Fungi, Ascomycota, Dothideomycetes, Mycosphaerellales, Mycosphaerellaceae. The transcript has a single exon. Gene Ontology annotation, molecular function: carbon-sulfur lyase activity. Bases 1 to 351 code for a protein of 116 amino acids. The record is from RefSeq and is a predicted model, not a curated record.
AUGCCCAUGACAGCAACCUGCCACUGCGGCUCCAUCUCCAUCACCGCCCCGCACCUCCCGGCCUACAUCAACGACUGCCAAUGCGGCGUCUGCCACCGCUACGGCGGCGCCUGGGGCUACUACACCGUGGACGAAGUCUCGAUCGACCGGAGAGAGGGCGCCUCCACGAAGAAAUACAUCUGGGGCGAUCGCGAGUGUGAGUUUCAUUUUUGUGAGCAGUGUGGUGGGGUGGUGUUUUGGUGGCCGACGGAGAAGGGGUUGGCGAAGAGUCGCGAGAUGGGGGUUAAUACGAGGAUGGUGGAUCCUGGGUUGCUUUUGAGGGUUGAGAGGCGGUGGACGUUUGUGGAUUGA